AUGAUUGAAGAACAACUUCAACCAAAUUCUGCUAGUGGUUCAAGUGCACUUGAACAUGAUGAAACAUAUCUUUAUUCAAUACAUGCAUAUUAUUCUCAUCCAAUUGAAUUAAAUAUUUCUGAUCCAUUACCAUUAGAUGUUGCUGUUAUUGAUGCAUCAAUACUUCUUUAUAAUAUACGACAAGAAGCUGUACAAGCUAAUAUAUUUACAACUAUUUUAAUAGCAUUAAAAACUUUGGCUAGAACUAAACAAUCUUCAUCAAUCAAUGAUGAUAAUGUGAAUAAAUCAGCAUGUACAUUUGUUAUGCAAACAUUAAGUCAUCAAAAUUUCAUCUUAUGUUGUGCAGCUGAUGAAACUCUUGAUCGUUUAACACAAGUUAUUUGUGAUGGACAUUUUGUUGCUGAUAUAGCACAAAUAUGUUUUGAUUAUUUGAAAGAAUUUCAUGAUGUUUCAUUUCGUAUAGGUUAUUCAUUAGUACUUGAAUGUUUACAUCGUUAUAUUGAUGGAAUGAGUACAGGAUAA
Molecule: messenger RNA, 522 nt
Organism: Rotaria sp. Silwood1
Lineage: Eukaryota; Metazoa; Rotifera; Eurotatoria; Philodinida; Philodinidae
Source: the annotation of a GenBank genome assembly